CGCUCAGAUCACUCGAUCUCACUCACACGCACACGCAAUUUUCCUUCAAAUUUUCCGGCGAGAACCCAUUUCUGAGGUUUUCUCUCGUAACUGAGGGGGAGCUUUCAUGGAGGUUCUAAGCCCCACCCUUUCAGCUGCAAAUAUGAAGCCUGUAAAUUGCUUCAAAACCAAUUUUGCACAUUUGAAGCAUGUAAAUGGCUUCAAAACCAACUUCAGAGGGAGGGUUUUCUGCAAAGGAAUUGACAUUGGGUGGGAUUUUGGAGGUGGGUUUUCAAUUGGAAGAGAGGAAAACCGGAUUGAUGGAUUGAAGAGGACACCACUGGUGGUUGUGAAAGCUAAGAAGAAUAAGAAGAAAGAGAAGGAGGAUACCCACAGUUUUACCGCAAAGCCCGACGAAGCCACCGGACCUUUCCCUGAGGCUGUGCUUCUCAAAAAGAAGGAAGUUCAGGAGGAUGGGAGACUUCUCCCUGAGUUUGCGGAUGCUGAGGAAGAACAACUUUAUGAAUUUCUGAGUCUCCAGAAGGAAAGUGAUAUGGACAUUGACAGAACACGUCACUAUGAAGUGGUUUACCUGAUUCAUGAAGACCGUGUGGAUGAGGUUGACUGUGUAGUUUCAAAGUUUCAAGAUUACAUAAAUGAAAAGAGUGGAAAGAUAUGGCGUCUGAAUAAUUGGGGUCUUCGACGAUUGGCAUACAAGAUAAAGAAGGCACGAAACGCCAAUUAUAUUCUGAUGAACUUUGAAUUGGGUGCCCAAUGGAUCAACGAAUUGAAGAGCUUGUUGGACAAGGACGAAAGGGUCAUUCGCCAUCUCGUCAUUAAACGAGAUAAAGCAAUCAGUGAAGAUUGCCCUCCACCCCCAGAGUUUCACACCUUGCACCCCAACUUUAUGGCGGAUGACAUGGAUGAUGAAGAUGGGGACAUAGAAGAGUAUGAUGUCGAUGAUUAUGAUGAAGAAGAGGAUGAGGAGACCAAGAUGGUCGGUGAUGAUGAUGAUGAUGAUGUUGAUGAUGAUGGAAAGGGUUUUGAUGACGAGUCGGUAGGUAUAAGGGAAAGGGAAGGUAGAACUGUGAAAGCAGAAAAAGUAGCGCGAUAGAUUAAGUGUUGCAUAUUCUUCUUCAUGCCUGAUAUCUCUUUUCUUGUUAGUUCGGUGGUAUCCUUUUUGUAAGUCAGUUCCUCUGAAUCAAAACUGAUGUUUGCGGCAAGCUGAUCUAUAUGCCCUGGAGAUGGGCAUCGUUACCUAUGAGUGGGUUUCUAAUGAAAGUGUUUGGAACUUGAAGAGAAGGAUUGAUGAAGAAAGGCAAACUAUAGUUGGAGACGAGAAUUAUACAGGAUGCUUCUACAGUGCAAAUGUAUUGAGGAGAAAACGAGAAGGGUUAGAUGGAAUUUACUGGGUGUUGACUGAUAUUGUUCUUAUGUAUUUUCUCUGUGUUCUUUGACAUUUAUCUUCCAUUAGAUGGAGAAGAAAACGAUGGGUUGGAUGGAUGAUCUUUGAUAAUUUUGCAGAACCAGGCAGUUUUUGAGUGA
Molecule: messenger RNA, 1524 nt
Organism: Amborella trichopoda
Lineage: Eukaryota; Viridiplantae; Streptophyta; Magnoliopsida; Amborellales; Amborellaceae
Product: Translation elongation factor EF1B/ribosomal protein S6 family protein
Biological process (GO): translation
Cellular component (GO): ribosome; small ribosomal subunit
Molecular function (GO): small ribosomal subunit rRNA binding; structural constituent of ribosome
Source: RefSeq, a predicted model, not a curated record